Molecule: messenger RNA, 1259 nt
Organism: Triticum aestivum (bread wheat)
Lineage: Eukaryota; Viridiplantae; Streptophyta; Magnoliopsida; Poales; Poaceae
Exons: 3
Coding region: 123-905 (260 amino acids)
Source: RefSeq, a predicted model, not a curated record
GCGCCCAACGCAACCGCCUCAACCAACAGCUUUUCUCCCCGGAGUCCCAAGAAACCAAGAACCCCUCGCCCUCUCUCCACCGCUCAGCGCCCACCGCCUCAGCUCUCCGGCGCCGGCGACCGAUGGACCUGUUCCACGACGGGCACCACGUGCGGCUGCGGAACCUCGUGCAGCGCACCUACCUCCACGCCGCCGACGACGGGGUGGGCGUCACGCUCCGCGAGCCCCGCGCGUCCAUGAACGCGGCGUGGGCGGUGCACAUCUACCACGGCGACGAAGGCCCGUACUUGCUCCUCCACAGCGCCGCCUACGGCCGCUACCUCGCCGCCGCGGCCAGGCCGGCACGGCUCGGCCACAUAGGCCUCCGCGCGGAGCUGAGCGAUUACGACCUUCCGGAGGUGGAGGCCAUCAUGUGGCGGGCCGUCGGGUCGGGCUUCGAGGACGACGUCGUCCUACCUCCGCGCCAAUGGCAAGUACCUCCCCUGGAACUCCUCCGGCGUCAGCGUCGACGACGACGCCAGCCCCAUGAUGUACUGGGUCGUCGAGCCCAUCCCCUUCAGAGAGGCGGGCAUGCCUGCCAUUCCUGGUCCGCUUCCGACUCGCCCAAGAUGCCUCUCCGCCAUAUUCUGUUCGUGCGGGCGCUCGAGGAGGUCGACGGCUGGCGCCUGUUCUUGUUCAAGGGGAGGUCCGUGUUCCGCCUGAGGGACGACCUGGCGUUCCGCGUCGCUGCCGGCGUGGACGACCCGAACAUCGCCAUGUGCGUCCGAGCGGGCCGCUACGGGAGGCUGACCCCGCUCGUCGUGCCCCAUGGCGGCUACGGCGACGGCGAGAUCCUCGAGAUUGUCGUCUUCCUGGCCGGGACCCCUGGCUACGAUGCGCUGCGAUACCCGGAUGUCGAUGCAUAGUAGAGGAAGAUCAGAGCGGGAGUCCUGACAGUUCACAAGUUUCGCUGCCUCGGAUAUGAUGGCGUCAACUUUUGCCUAUAGAUGGAUAAAUACAGAUUCAGAAAACUCAGCAGGUCUCGAUUCAGAACUACUGAAAGUGUUGCGACCAAUGGCUGAACAAUUUUGUAGUGAUGCUGGAAUGUAGUACCUCCUCUAACAUUCAUGAUAUGAUUGCCAUGGCUUCAUAGACAAAGCGUUUCACCGUAGGGUACUUGCAAUAAGUUGAUGGUCCUGCAAUAUUUUUGGAUCGUGCAUUUCACAUAACUGGAAAAUGCAGUAGCUUUUGCAAUGAGCUGAUGGUCCUUCAUUCCUUUU